Molecule: messenger RNA, 2158 nt
Organism: Ficedula albicollis (Collared flycatcher)
Lineage: Eukaryota; Metazoa; Chordata; Aves; Passeriformes; Muscicapidae
Gene: ADAMTS1
Product: ADAM metallopeptidase with thrombospondin type 1 motif 1
Exons: 8
Biological process (GO): extracellular matrix organization; proteolysis
Molecular function (GO): zinc ion binding; metalloendopeptidase activity
Source: RefSeq, a predicted model, not a curated record
GAUGCCCGCACGCUGCUUGCCCCGCAUCCCAGCCCGAGGGGCCCGCCCGGGUGCGGGGAUCGCGCGGACCUUGGGGGCGCAUCGUGAGGGUGCCGUGGGUUUGGGCUGCUAAACGGCGCGCUCUCGCCGUGCUCACCUGCGCUUUCCCUCCCUCUCUUUUUCUAACGCAGAAACGAGAAGCAGGAGGAAGAAGAGGUUCGUGUCCAGCCCCCGCUACGUGGAGACCAUGCUGGUGGCCGACCAGUCCAUGGCCGAGUUCCACGGCAGCGGGCUGAAGCACUACCUGCUGACCCUGCUCUCCGUGGCCGCCAAGCUGUACAAGCACCCCAGCAUCCGCAACUCCAUCAGCCUCGUGGUGGUGAAGAUCAUGGUCAUUUACGAGGAGCGCAAGGGCCCGGAUAUCUCCUCCAACGCCGCCCUGACUCUGAGGAACUUCUGCAGCUGGCAGAAGCAGCACAACCCGCCCAGCGACCGGCACGCCGAGCACUACGACACGGCCAUCCUCUUCACCAGGCAGGACCUGUGCGGUGCCAAGACAUGUGAUACUCUUGGGAUGGCUGAUGUGGGAACAGUUUGUGAUCUAAACCGCAGUUGCUCUAUCAUAGAAGACGAUGGUUUGCAGGCUGCCUUCACAACAGCCCACGAAUUAGGCCACGUGUUUAACAUGCCUCAUGACGAUGCAAAGCAGUGUGCUGGCAUCAAUGGAAUGAGCCGGGAUUUCCACAUGAUGGCAUCCAUGCUCUCCAACCUGGACCGCAGCCAGCCCUGGUCUCCAUGCAGUGCCUACAUGAUUACAACAUUUUUGGAUAACGGUCAUGGGGAGUGUUUGUUGGACAAACCCCACAGGCCCAUCCAGCUGCCUUCGGACUUGCCUGGCACGCUGUACGAUGCCAACAGGCAGUGCCAGUUCACGUUUGGAGAUGAGUCCAAGCACUGCCCCGACGCAGCCAGUACGUGCACGACGCUGUGGUGCACCGGCACCUCGGGAGGGCUGCUGGUGUGCCAAACCAAACACUUCCCCUGGGCAGACGGCACCAGCUGCGGGGAAGGGAAGUGGUGCAUGAAUGGCAAGUGUGUGAAUAAGACUGAGAAGAAGCAUUAUGAUACGCCAGUGCAUGGGAGCUGGGGGUCCUGGGGGGCGUGGGGCGAGUGCUCCCGGAGCUGUGGCGGGGGAGUGCAGUAUUCCUUCCGGGAAUGUGACAACCCCGUGCCCAGGAAUGGGGGCAAGUACUGCGAAGGGAAGCGCGUGCAGUACAGGUCCUGUAACAUCGAGGACUGCCCCGACAAUAAUGGCAAAACGUUCAGGGAGGAACAGUGUGAAAAGCACAACGAGUUUUCCAAGUCUGCCUUUGGAAGUGGACCUGCUGUGGAGUGGACACCCAAGUUUGCUGGUGUGUCUCCAAAGGACAGAUGCAAGCUGGUGUGCAGAGCCAAAGGAACGGGAUACUUCUUUGUUCUACAGCCAAAGGUGGUGGAUGGCACCCCGUGCAGCCCCGACUCCACGUCCGUGUGCGUGCAGGGCCAGUGCGUGAAGGCGGGCUGCGACCGCACCAUCGGCUCCAACAAGAAGUUCGACAAGUGCGGCAUCUGCGGGGGCAACGGCUCCACCUGCAAGAAGGUGUCUGGCACCCUCGUGAGAGCCAAACCCGGCUACCACGACGUGGUCACCAUCCCGGCGGGGGCCACCAACAUCGAGGUGAAGCAGCGGAACCACCGCGGCGCCAGGCACGACGGCAGCUUCCUGGCCAUCAAAGGCGCCGACGGCACCUACGUCCUCAACGGCGACUACACGCUGUCCACGCUGGAGCAGGACAUCACCUACAAGGGCAGCGUGCUGCGCUACAGCGGCUCCUCGGCCGCCCUGGAGCGCAUCCGCAGCUUCAGCCCGCUGAAGGAGCCCCUCACCAUCCAGGUGCUGACGGUGGGCGACCUGCCGCAGCCCAAGAUCAAGUUCACCUACUUCGUGAAGAAGCCGGCGCAGCCCGGCGCCGACAAGGCGGCCGGCAGGAAGAAAGAAUCCUUCAACGCCAUCAGGGAGAUCAUCUCCUCGGAGUGGGUGAUCGAGGAGUGGGGCGAGUGCUCCAAGUCGUGCGGCUCGGGCUGGCAGCGGCGCGCCGUGGAGUGCCGGGACCCGCGCGGCCGCCCGGCCGCCGACUGC